Gongylonema pulchrum is the source of this 222-nucleotide messenger RNA. The record is from the annotation of a GenBank genome assembly. NCBI's taxonomy places the organism in Eukaryota, Metazoa, Nematoda, Chromadorea, Rhabditida, Gongylonematidae.
AUGAGUGCUACUGUGAAUAAAGUUUCGAAUAUUUUUGAUAGCUCAGAUUUUGAUGAAGAAACAUGGCUUGUGCAACCGCCUGGCUUAUCAUCACAAUCAGAUACAACACACAGCUCAGGUCGUAUUCUUGAAUGGCUGCAGGGUGCAGCAAUGAAUGUUGAUUUUCAAACACGAAGUGCACUAAGCCGAAAAUUGGCCAUUCAAGCAGCGAAGAAAAGUUAG